Molecule: messenger RNA, 1095 nt
Organism: Procambarus clarkii (red swamp crayfish)
Lineage: Eukaryota; Metazoa; Arthropoda; Malacostraca; Decapoda; Cambaridae
Source: RefSeq, a predicted model, not a curated record
AUGCCACGGUCAUCACCAACUUGCCACGGUCUUCACCAGCAUGCCAAGAUCUUCUCCAGCGUGCCACUGUUUUCACAGGCAUGUCACGGUCUUCACCAGCAUGCCACGGUCUUCACCAGCAUGCCACGGUCUUCACCAGCAUGCCACGGUCUUCACCAGCGUGCCACUGUUUUCACAGGCAUGCCACGGUCUUCACCAACGUGCCAUGGUCUUCACCAGCAUGCCACGGUCUUCACCAGCAUGCCACGGUCUUCACCAGCAUGCCACGGUCUUCACCAGCAUGCCACGGUCUUCACCAGCAUGCCACGGUCUUCACAAGCGUGCCACUGUUUUCACAGGCAUGCCACGGUCUUCACCAACUUGCCAUGGUCUUCACCAGCAUGCCACGGUCUUCACCAGCAUGCCACGGUCUUCACCAGCGUGCCACUGUUUUCACAGGCAUGCCAUGGUCUUCACCAGCAUGCCACGGUCUUCACCAGCAUGCCACGGUCUUCACCAGCAUGCCACGGUCUUCACCAGCAUGCCACGGUCUUCACCAGCAUGCCACGGUCUUCACCAGCAUGCCACGGUCUUCACAAGCGUGCCACUGUUUUCACAGGCAUGCCACGGUCUUCACCAACUUGCCAUGGUCUUCACCAGCAUGCCACGGUCUUCACCAGCAUGCCACGGUCUUCACCAGCGUGCCACUGUUUUCACAGGCAUGCCACGGUCUUCACCAGCAUGCCACGGUCUUCACCAACAUGCCACGGUCUUCACCAGCAUGCCACUGUUUUCACAGGCAUGCCACGGUCUUCACCAGCAUGCCACGGUCUUCACCAGCAUGCCACGGUCUUCACCAGCGUGCCACUGUUUUCACAGGCAUGCCACGGUCUUCACCAGCGUGCCACUGUUUUCACAGGCAUGCCACGGUCUUCACCAGCGUGCCACUGUUUUCACAGGCAUGCCACGGUCUUCACCAGCAUGCCACGGUCUUCACCAACAUGCCACGGUCUUCACCAGCAUGCCACGGUCUUCACCAGCAUGCCACGGUCUUCACCAGCAUGCCACGGUCUUCACCAGCAUGCCACGGUCUUCACCAGCAUGCCACGGUUGUGA